Messenger RNA from Strongyloides ratti, 957 nucleotides. Its product is annotated as Ribose-phosphate pyrophosphokinase 2. Gene Ontology annotation, cellular component: cytoplasm; ribose phosphate diphosphokinase complex. Bases 1 to 957 code for a protein of 318 amino acids. Gene Ontology annotation, biological process: purine nucleotide biosynthetic process; 5-phosphoribose 1-diphosphate biosynthetic process; ribonucleoside monophosphate biosynthetic process. Gene Ontology annotation, molecular function: ribose phosphate diphosphokinase activity; magnesium ion binding. Lineage: Eukaryota; Metazoa; Nematoda; Chromadorea; Rhabditida; Strongyloididae. The record is from RefSeq and is a predicted model, not a curated record. The transcript is spliced from 2 exons.
AUGCCAAAUAUAAAAGUUUUUAGUGGUAGUUCACAUAGAGAUUUGUCUCAAAAAAUUUGUCAACAACUUCAAUUAGAUGUUUCAAAAGCAUCUUUAAAAAAAUUUAGUAAUAAAGAAACAAAUGUUGAGAUUGGGGAAUCUGUUAGAGGUGAAGAUGUUUAUAUAAUACAAUCUGGUACAGGUGAAGUCAAUGAUAAUUUAAUGGAAUUGCUUAUAAUGAUAAAUGCAUGUAAAAUUGCUUCAUCAUGUAGAGUUGCAGCUGUUAUACCAUGUUUUCCUUAUGCUAGACAAGAUAAAAAAGAUAAAUCUAGAGCUCCAAUCUCUGCUAAAUUAGUAGCAAAUAUGCUUAGUGUUGCUGGAGCUGAUCAUAUUAUCACGAUGGAUUUACAUGCUUCCCAAAUUCAAGGAUUUUUUGAUAUUCCUGUUGAUAACUUAUAUGCUGAACCAGCCAUAUUAAAAUAUAUUAGGGAAAGUAUUCCAUCAUGGCAAGAUUCAGUUAUUGUUUCUCCAGAUGCUGGUGGUGCAAAACGUGUCACUUCUAUUGCAGAUAGACUUAAUGUUGAUUUUGCAUUAAUUCACAAAGAAAGAAAACGUGCAAAUGAAGUUGAGAAAAUGACAUUAGUUGGUAAUGUAGAAGGUAAAAUUGCCAUUUUAGUUGAUGAUAUGGCAGAUACAUGUGGAACAAUUUGUCUUGCUGCCGAUAAAUUAGUUGAAGCUGGUGCUAGUAAAGUGUAUGCAUUUUGUGUUCAUGGUGUUUUUUCUGGACCAGCAAUUAAAAGAUUAAAUGCUUCAAAAUUUGAAGCUAUCGUUGUUACAAAUACAAUACCACAAGAAGAGAAUAUGAAAAUGUGUCCUAAAAUUCAAUGUAUUGAUAUUUCAGGGAUUUUAGCUGAAGCUAUUAGAAGAACUCAUAAUGGAGAAUCUGUUUCUUAUCUUUUUUCACACGUACCAAUGUAA